AUGUUCUUCCCCACAGCCCUGCAGUGGCCCGACGACUGGUUUCGCCACAUCUUCCGUGUCAGCCGCCCGACUUUCGACCGCCUGGUCUAUCUUCUCGAGGGAGAUCCCGUGUUUCGGCAGACCGGACCGAAGCCGCCGCGUCCAGUUCGUUACCAGCUCGGGACGUUCCUCAUCCGCUACGGCAUGCUGGGCACCGAUGCUCUGCGAACGGCCAUGAUGAUGGGCAUUUCCAAAGGCGCUGUAUACGAUUAUUGUCGGCGUGUCACACGAGCCCUUCGGAAGAAGGGCCUGCAAUGGACGAAGUGGGGCGAUCGUUCAGAGACGAAGCAGUGGGUGGCGAGGAAAUUGCGAGGACUGGGGAACUGCGUCGGUAUGCUAGAUGGGUCUCUGAUCCAGCUCACCGAGCCCCCUGCAGGCUCUUUUGGGUCGUUCUUCUGCCGCAAAAAGUUCCCUGCACUUAAUAUUCAAGUCAUUGUUGACCAUCUUCGACGGAUAAUCGACUUUGAUCUUGGGUGGCCAGGAUCAUUGGUCGACGUGAUGCUGUGGAAGAAAUCAUGGAUUUGGGAGCACCGCGAUCUAUUCUUCGCCCAUGGUGAAUUCGUAUUGGCUGAUAAAGGCUAUCCGUCUUCGCCCUUUGUACUUCGCCCAUUUACGCAGCCCGAGGUCGAUGCAGCACCACGUGCACGUGCACGUCGGAUGCGCCGUUUCAAUUAUUUGCUCUCCUCCGCACGAGUCCGAGUUGAGCAAGCUUUUGGGCUGCUCAAAGCUCGUUUCCCGGGGCUCAAGCUCUUUGGUACCCCUACCGACAUUGAAGAUGCCUAUCGUGUCAUCGAAGCAUUAAUCGCUGUUCACAAUUUCUGCAUCGACAUUGGUGACCGGCCGGAAGACAUUCCGAUGUUCGACAUGUCGGACGACUUGGCCGAUGCGGGUGUCCACGAGAAUCGACAGACAUAUCUGGACGAUAAUGGUGCAUACGAUGGGGAGGAUGACAGCGAAGAGGAUGAGCAGUUGCGACGGCUUGGUUUGCAAUUUCGAGAGGCUGCUUUAGAUCAUGUUGUUCCCCCUGGUUCUAUAUAA
Molecule: messenger RNA, 1077 nt
Organism: Peniophora sp. CBMAI 1063
Lineage: Eukaryota; Fungi; Basidiomycota; Agaricomycetes; Russulales; Peniophoraceae
Source: the annotation of a GenBank genome assembly